CCAGGUCGCGCUCUGAGCGCCUCAGGUCGGCUGCAUUCAUGGCGGCGCCCUGCAAGGCGGUGAUCGUCCCCGGGAACGGGGGCGUGGAUGUGGCCACCUACGGCUGGUACGGCUGGGUGAAGAGGAGGCUGGAGCAGAUACCUGGUUUCCAGUGUUUGGCUAAAAACAUGCCUGACCCAAUCACAGCUCGAGAGAGCAUCUGGCUGCCCUUCAUGGAGACGGAGCUGCACUGUGACGAGGAGACCAUCAUCAUAGGCCACAGUUCUGGGGCCAUUGCAGCCAUGAGGUAUGCAGAGACCCACCGGGUGUAUGCUAUCGUGUUAGUGUCUGCGUACACGUCUGACCUGGGGGAUGACAAUGAACGGGCAAGUGGAUACUUCAGCCGCCCCUGGCAGUGGGAGAAGAUCAAAGCCAACUGCCCUCACAUUGUGCAGUUUGGCUCCACCGACGAUCCUUUCCUUCCUUGGAAGGAACAACAAGAAGUGGCCAACAGGUUGGAAGCCAAAUUGUACAGAUUCACUGACCGUGGCCAUUUCCAGAGCACGGAGUUUCAUGAACUGGUUAGUGUGGUCAAGUCCAUGCUGGAAGUGCCAGGAUAGCCAGGGUGGUUCCUGCUGUUCUACGUAACAACAUGGGAGUAGGGCCACGAUCAGAUUAUUAACAGAUGACGAUCAUCUAUUAUCAGAUGAAUAGCGGGCAUGCAAACCAGAUCAAAUUAAGGUCCAAAAAACACACACGUUUCAAUGUUCAAACUAAAUUACAAACAGUAUUUUCAUUUUCAGUAGAAUCCACAUCUCAAAUUACUCUGACCUAAAACAGUAUUUUUCCCAUUCGAUAAGGGACAUGGGACAGCUUAACCACCCUUACCUAUCCAAAGUGAGUAAGACAGAAACGAAACCCAGGUUUCCUGAUCCCUAGUCCAGACUAAAACUAAACAGGUUUCAUGUUAUGCUGUAGGAGUUGCAGCAUAACAUGUCCUUAAACAUGUUGAGAGAGUGACACACAAGGAGGUUGAAGCAGGGGUCUUCAGGGUCAGGCAGGGAUCGGUCUAAGUCCAGACUGGCGAGGAUUAGGGCGACGGGGAGAACUCCUGCUGGGCCCUGUCCGGAUUGUUGCCAUGUGGGAAUUUGGCAAGGCAUUGCCAGUUUUCUGAUUUUCAAGGAAAGAAAUUAAUACACUUUGUAUUUAGGGACCAUAAGUGUGUGUAUAUAUAAUCCACAUGUACAUGAAUUACGUUCAGUCUACAGACAUAUGGGUUAUGUUAGUUGGCAACUACAGCGUAAAUAAAAAAUCUGCAAACAUGGCAAGACACAAAGUCCAAGCCAUCCAUGUGUGACCUCUGCUGUAAGUAUUCACUUAGCCAGUGCUUUGGAGCUUGAGAAAAGCCUGAGAAAUAGACAUGACGUCAAAGGAUGAAAUCAUGGGAACAGUUUGGAUUUUGUUACAAAGUCUUAAAUAUUUUUAAAAAUGAUCUUUCCGUAUCUCAAAUUUUGUUCUGUAAAGUGUUCUACCUUUUAAUUUCCAUGGUCCUUUAUAUCUCUUUCAGCAUCAUUCCAUGAUUUUUCUUCUAAUCAUACUCCCUCAAAAAAACCCUUUUUCAUUUUCCAACGUUUUUUGGCUAUUAUUAUCCCCAAGUAACAUCUCAAAACAAUUUCUAGUAAAUUCACACCUGAUAUUUGCUGCAAUAAUGUGAAUUCCCACACUGUUCAUACGUAACGAAAAUUCAAAGCCAUCAUUUGAACCUGAAAAGGCUUUUGAUUUCUAAAUGUGCUCAAAAAAUGUCAGGAGAGAUUCGCUAAAUUUUUAGCAGCAAGUAUCUUAGGGGAUGGGAAUUUUGGUAGUUAUGGUGUGGUGGACGUCUCCUUUUUACAUUAUACACCUGGGGAUUAUUUGAAUUUCUGCACUGUGUCUUACUUUUAUAAUUAAAAAUAAAGAUUAAAAACAGUU
Balaenoptera ricei (Rice's whale) is the source of this 1947-nucleotide messenger RNA. RefSeq names its product RB binding protein 9, serine hydrolase (gene RBBP9). Lineage: Eukaryota; Metazoa; Chordata; Mammalia; Artiodactyla; Balaenopteridae. Bases 39 to 599 code for a protein of 186 amino acids. Gene Ontology annotation, molecular function: hydrolase activity. The record is from RefSeq and is a predicted model, not a curated record. The transcript has 5 exons.